Messenger RNA from Ilex paraguariensis (yerba mate), 1323 nucleotides. The record is from the annotation of a GenBank genome assembly. NCBI's taxonomy places the organism in Eukaryota, Viridiplantae, Streptophyta, Magnoliopsida, Aquifoliales, Aquifoliaceae.
AUGGAAAUGUCGGAGGAAAACUUGUUUCCCUCGAAGGCCAAUGCAGAUGACGACUCUCACAAUGAUCAAGAAACCGAAAAAGAAAUUCUUGAAUCCAUUGCACAAGAAGAUGAAAACCUGGCUUCAAAUGAUCUGAAUCAUUCAAGAAAGAAAGCUUUGCUUGAAUUUCGAUGCAGAGUGGAAGAUGCAAUUCUCAGCAAUUAUCUUCUAGGGAAAAGCCAUGGAAAAUCCUUUUCAAGAGGAAAUUAUAGGGCGAAAGAAAAUCUAAGAGACAUUACUCUCUGGGGCAUUCCUCUAUUGCCAAGCAAUGGCCAUGAAGGCACUGAUGUUGUUCUAAUGAAAUUCUUGAAAGCAAAAGAUUUCAAGGUCUCGGAUGCGUUCCAUAUGCUCAGGAAGACACUGGAAUGGCGAAUGGAAAUCAAUGCAGAGGGAAUUCAUGAGGAAAACUUCGGUCCUGAUCUUGAAAACAUGGGGUACAUGAAUGGCGUGGACAAGCGAGGCCGACCGGUGGGUUACAAUGUAUAUUGGUCUAUCAAUGACAAGGAAGUGAUCAAGAAAAGGUUUGAGAGGAAAGAGAAAUCUAAGGAGUAUUUGAAGUGGAAGGUGCAAUUCAUGGAAAAUGGUAUUCAAAAGCUCAGUUUCAAACCUGGUGGGGUGGACUCUAUGAUUCAGAUUACAGAUUUGAAGAACACACCUGGUCCUGGACCGGCCAUGAGGGAAAUACUUUGUGUUAGCAAGAAAACUAUGUUGCUGCUUCAUGAAAAUUAUCCAGGACUCGUCUUCAGGAAUAUAAUUGUAAACGUUCCGCUAUGGUUUUUGGCAUUCCAUGUGCUGCAUUCAAUGUUCAUAAAUCAAAGAAACAAAAGCAAGUUCAUCUUUGCCCGGCCAUCAAAAGUUAUUGAGACCCUUCUCAAGUAUAUAUCUCCAGAAAACAUACCAGUCCAAUAUGGUGGUCUCAAAAUUGAGAACGAUGUUGACUUUUCUCCAGAUGACAAAGUUUUAGAGUUCAAUGUCAAAGGAGGUGGAAUUGAAAACAUUCAAAUUCCUAUGGCUGAGGUGGGCGUGACAGUGGUUUGGGACGUGACAGUGGUCGGAUAUGAGGUGAGUUACAAGGAUGAAUUUGUCCCCGACGACGAUUGUUCAUACAAGAUCUUGCUUCACAAUGAAAAGAAAAUGGGAGAGACUGUCAGAAAUUCAUUUCACAUAAGAGAACCUGGGAAGAUAGUGAUAACCAUUGUGAAUAGAACGUUUAAGAAGAAAAGGGUUUUCAUGAGAUAUAAAAGUAAACCCACUGUACCCUUGUACAACUUCUCGAGCAGAUGA